GUGUAUAAUUCUAAUAAAAAUAAUACAAUAUGCAAACCAGAAAUGUUGCCUUGGCAACGGUGUAUGAUUUACACAAACAUUGCAUCUAUGUAAUACAAAUAGUAUAACAUUAUGGUAUUAUUUAACUACCUGUAUAUUAUAAAAAUGUGAUAAAAUAAUAAUAAAAAUAAUUAAAUAGGUAUUACAUACUCCUAUUAUGUGUAAUUAUAUGUUUAAUCGGUGAACAAAUAAGUGAAAACUUAAUACAUUUGACAAUGUUAUGAUACCUAUACAUAAUCAAUAUAGUUCUAAAAUAUAAGAUAAAAUAAUGUGUGAGUCAUGACAGGAACUGCUGAUAAUUGGGAUGUACUAGACGAUUUGUUAGCAAAUGAAGACGGCGAUAGAAGGAAGGAUCUUGACAAACCGAGCAGCGACGCUCAGUUAAAGCCUACGGUGGCCAACACUGGAAGGUCCGAAGACUGGCUGGGUUUACGGACACCAAGUACUGACAUGGUUUACGAGCCGUCUCUUGGAGGAUCUAGUAAGUCGAGACGCAAUAAUCUAAGUAGACAGACCACUCACCGGACAUCUCGAUCGGCGGGCCUGUUGUUCGACGAUGAUGACGAAGACGACUACAAUGGCGGCGGCUUUGCUAGAGACAUCAUCGGUGGCGACAACGAUAAAACAAUUACUAGCAACAAAAAGGACGGCAGACCGCUGGACUUGGAAUUGUUUCAGGAAAGCAAAAUAUCGGUCACCGAACCUGUUUUGAUCCGGUUGCCGACACCCGAGACGAGACCAAGACGUCGGGAGACGUCGCCAACCAUAGCGGUUACGAACGAUAUGGCGCAAAAGUCGUCAGCAAACAAGACAGAUAAAAUGCCCCCUUGGUUAAGCGGAUUAAUACAAAAAGACGAGUCUCCUCAGCCGGCCUCACCGCCACGCGUGACGCAAGAAGUCAAGCAGAAUAUUUCGGAAGUUAUUGAAAACAACAAAAUUAACGUGAACCCAACACCAACAAUUGUCUCGCUCCUCGAGGGAAAAGAUAAUCUCCAAACAUCUAUUUUAGAAUUUAUCCAGGAACUAGCCAAGAAAAAACAGGACAUUCAACAAGCUACUAUUACUUUAAUACAAGACCAACAAAAUAGCGAUCUCCUCAUAAAAGCGUUGUUGAUGGACAAUUCGGCGAUGAUAAGUAGCGAUAGUAAACAGUUAGAAUGCUUGCAAUCUGAGAAUAAAUCGUUGCAACUAACAAUCGACCAUUUAACCAAAAUAAAGGAGUUGGAAUUGGAUACGAUAAAAACCAAAUACGAAUUAGAACUAGAAGUACUGCGGGAUAAACUCAAUCGAUAUGAAUCGCGUAUCCGUGAGUUGGAUGAAGAACGAAAAAAAGACUCUAUAGAGCAAAAACAAAAUGAAAUGCUUUUGAAACAAUCGUUCGAAGACAGAUUAAGAACAAUUCACGAAAGUCAUCUAAUCGACCUCAAACAAUCCGCCGAAGUGCAAAAGAUCAAGAUGAGUCAUCUGGAAGAAGUGGAAUCCAGUCUAAGAGAUACAAAAUCAAAGCGCUCAAUGAACAGUGAUGAGAUGUCGGCCAGAGAAAUGUCGAUAAUUACACAAGAGAGAAAACUCAAAGACUUGCAGGAAGAAGUGGACAAACAGUUGGCAGUGCUGGACGGCGAAAAGGCGUCCCUCCAGGUGAAAAUGGACGAGUUUCAAUCGAGAUACGCCAGAGAACGUAGCGAGUUGGAAGUUGCCAGUAAAGAGCUGAAAAGAUCUAUGGCUGCAUUCGAAAGCAGUCGUAAAUCGUGGGAACGUGAAAAAAAGUCUGAUACCCAAUACAUCGAAAGCCGCAAACAAGAGUUAGAAGCAGUUCGUUCGUCGGUAAUGGAAGAACAGCGCAAACUAGCCGAAGAACGGUUCGAAGUGGCCUCCGAACGUUGUCGUCUGGAAACCAUGUUGAAAAUGGAUACUGGUAACGGAAGCGAUCUAAUACGGGCGAAAGCAGAACUUAAGGAGAGCUUUAAUAAUUUGAGAGAAAAAGAAAAGGAUUUGGAAAAAUUGUCUGAAAGCUUAAAAGAACACGAAAAGCAUUUAGUCGAAGAGAAACACAAGUUGGCAAAGCAAGACGACGAUAUAAAAAUAAAAUUAAUUCGUGCUGAAAAACUUCUGAAAUUAGCUAUGGCAAAACAGGAAGAAGGGUUUAAAGCUUUGGAAAGUGCUAAAAACAUUCAAAGCAGGUUUGACAAAAAAGGCAAGGAUAUAGAAAAUCGCUUGUUCGACGUGAUAAGACGAGAAGAAAACGUCCUUAAGGAUGAGAAAAUAUUGGCUAAUAAAAGAGAUGAUUUCGACAAGCAACGUAAAAGACUUGACCUAAUAUUACCUCAUUUGUCAGCCGAUGAGAUGUACUUGUCCGGCCCCAAGAUCAACAAAUGCACAGCCGAAAACGAAGCUUAUUAUCGAAAAACUCAAUUGUAUUAGCUAAAUUAAUGUCAUGUCUCUAAGGAUUACGGGUAAAAUAUUGUUCAACGUAAGGGAUUAGUAAGGUAAAACAAAAUUACACUUGCUCUUGAUGCACAAUAUAUGUUUUCAGUUUUUAGCGCUGUUGAUGAACAGCCAUUUAAAAUGUUGUUAUAGUAUGACCAUUAUAAGUGAUCACACGAACGAAAAUGUGGUAUUGAAACGGCACAAUAAACUAUUGCAAAUUCUUAUAAUAAUACAGAAGAAAAAUAACACUGAUUAUGUACAUUAUAUUUUCAAAAUAGAUCAUGAACAAACUACUACAGAAUAUGUCAAUGACUGUUACACAAAAGCUAUGUUGACGCACAUACCUUAGUAUACUCAAAAUAUAACUUCAAACAAC
Adelges cooleyi (spruce gall adelgid) is the source of this 2842-nucleotide messenger RNA. RefSeq names its product fas-binding factor 1-like. The transcript has 12 exons. Gene Ontology annotation, biological process: establishment of epithelial cell polarity; cilium assembly. The coding region runs from base 319 to 2460 and encodes 713 amino acids. The record is from RefSeq and is a predicted model, not a curated record. Gene Ontology annotation, cellular component: ciliary transition fiber; centriole; ciliary basal body. Lineage: Eukaryota; Metazoa; Arthropoda; Insecta; Hemiptera; Adelgidae.